Molecule: messenger RNA, 1362 nt
Organism: Westerdykella ornata
Lineage: Eukaryota; Fungi; Ascomycota; Dothideomycetes; Pleosporales; Sporormiaceae
Product: kinase-like protein
Exons: 4
Coding region: 1-1362 (453 amino acids)
Biological process (GO): endocytosis; peptidyl-serine phosphorylation; signal transduction
Cellular component (GO): nucleus; cytoplasm
Molecular function (GO): ATP binding; protein serine/threonine kinase activity
Source: RefSeq, a predicted model, not a curated record
AUGUCAACGGGCACGACAUCAUCCAACGUGGUGGGCGUCCACUACCGCGUGGGCAAGAAAAUCGGGGAGGGCUCGUUUGGCGUCAUCUUCGAGGGCACCAAUCUGCUCAAUCAGCAGCAGGUUGCGAUCAAGUUUGAGCCCAGGAAGAGCGAUGCUCCCCAGCUGAGGGAUGAGUAUCGGACGUAUAAGAUUCUUGUUGGGUGCCCUGGAAUACCUAAUGUUUACUAUUUCGGACAAGAGGGUCUUCACAAUAUCCUCGUCAUCGACCUAUUAGGGCCCAGUCUCGAGGACCUUUUCGACCAUUGUAACCGGAAGUUCUCCAUCAAGACUGUUGUCAUGGUAGCGAAGCAGAUGCUUUCAAGAGUACAAACAAUACACGAGAAGAAUCUGAUAUACCGAGACAUCAAACCGGACAACUUUCUGAUUGGGCGACCCGGAACUAAGAGCGCCAAUGUCAUCCACGUCGUCGACUUUGGCAUGGCGAAGCAGUACCGUGAUCCCAAGACCAAGCAGCACAUUCCUUACCGCGAAAGAAAGUCUCUUUCUGGUACCGCCAGAUACAUGAGUAUCAACACCCAUCUGGGAAGGGAACAAUCACGACGAGAUGAUCUGGAGGCUCUCGGCCACGUGUUCAUGUACUUCCUUCGCGGUGGGCUGCCUUGGCAGGGACUGAAGGCGGCUACAAAUAAGCAAAAGUACGAGAAGAUUGGCGAGAAGAAACAAACCACCCCUAUCAAAGACCUUUGCGAGGGAUUCCCUGAGGAAUUCAACAAGUACCUCAGCUAUGUGCGCAACCUUGGAUUUGAGGACACCCCUGACUACGACUACCUCCGUGAAUUGUUCACCCAAGCCCUCAAGAGCACCGGCGAAGUGGAGGAUGGCGAGUACGACUGGAUGAAGUUGAACAACGGAAAGGGCUGGGAAGUCAUGAAAGCACAUCCAUCAGCCGCCCACCACCUCCAGAACCCCACCCACCAGAACUCAUCUACUGCCGUCAAUGUUCAUGGCCAAGCUCACAGACAACCGAAGACUCACCUUCCCGUUGAUCAUCAACGACUUAAUGCCGAUCUCCCCAAGCCUGGAGCAACCCGUGCGCCCGCAGGAAGGAGCCCUAGAGACAUGCAGCAGGGCAAGUACGGACAUCCGGAUGCAGCCAAACGGAAGAGCAUGGGAGAACUUGCGCCGCCGGAAGGAUCAACUCAGGCGCAGUUUCAGAACAGCCAGCCAAACCUCGUUUCGAACCAAAGAAAUGUCGCACAAAGCCCGAACGUUGCCCAACCGCCGAGACACAACGGAGAAGAGAAGCCCAGCUUUUUCAAGAAGCUGUCUGCCAUCUUGUGCUGUGGUGGAGGUAGCUCAUAG